Babjeviella inositovora NRRL Y-12698 is the source of this 651-nucleotide messenger RNA. It is a transcript of the gene YPT7, whose product is annotated as Ypt7p. Gene Ontology annotation, cellular component: fungal-type vacuole membrane; phagocytic vesicle; late endosome. The record is from RefSeq and is a predicted model, not a curated record. NCBI's taxonomy places the organism in Eukaryota, Fungi, Ascomycota, Pichiomycetes, Serinales. Gene Ontology annotation, molecular function: GTP binding; GTPase activity. The transcript has a single exon. Bases 1 to 651 code for a protein of 216 amino acids. Gene Ontology annotation, biological process: regulation of vacuole fusion, non-autophagic.
AUGGCCGAUACGAAGCAGCAUCUCAAAGUUGUGCUUUUAGGCGACUCUCAUGUGGGAAAGACGUCACUCCGUACUCAGCUCGUCCAUCAUGUGUUCAGCAACGCAUACCGGGCCACCAUCGGCGGCGACUUUCUCACCACAGCACUUGAAAUUGUGGGCCCUGACGGGCCGGUCACGGCCACUCUCCAGGUGUGGGACACUGCGGGCCAGGAGCGCUUCAACUCCCUCGUGCGCGCGUUCUACCGUGGCGCGGAUGUCGCGGUCGUGGUGUUUGACCUCACAAACCCGGAAUCGUUCCAGAAUGUCGCCCGUUGGAUCGAGGGUUUCCUCGCAAAUGUCCACGUGGACCGUCCUGCGAUUGUUAUCGUGGGUAACAAGUCAGACCGCGACACAGAGCGUCGAAUCUCGACGCGCCAGGCGCGCGAGUUUGCCGCGCUCGCCAGCGUCGCGCGUGGCCAGUCCUUAGUGGACCGCGGUCUCAUUGAGGAUUUGGAUCUCGAUGUGCGCGACUGCUGUGCAAAAAACUAUGCCGAAGUGCGUGCCAUCUUCCAGCGCUGUGCUGAGUUGGGCGUGAGUAGGGCCAGCCAACCCGCCUUGGAGUUUGACUGUGUGGACAUUUCUGAGCCUGUGAGAAAUAAGGGGUGUUGCUAG